Molecule: messenger RNA, 1875 nt
Organism: Girardinichthys multiradiatus
Lineage: Eukaryota; Metazoa; Chordata; Actinopteri; Cyprinodontiformes; Goodeidae
Gene: aqp4
Product: aquaporin 4
Exons: 5
Coding region: 166-1146 (326 amino acids)
Biological process (GO): transmembrane transport
Cellular component (GO): plasma membrane; basolateral plasma membrane
Molecular function (GO): water channel activity
Source: RefSeq, a predicted model, not a curated record
GCUACUGGUUGCAGUCCCAGGACACAACGUGUUGCUCCCUGCUGCACUUCUACACUUCCAGCGGCUCUGCUGUAAACCCUGUAGGCCACAUGCAUUAGGACUUAAAAAUUGUAGAUGUGAUAACAGAAUAGGUGUCUCUCCUGAUUUAACAAAUCAUCAGGACAUAUGAAUGAAAUCAUAUCACAGACAACGGGGACAGAGAGAGACAGAACACGCCAUUGCAUUAGGAGGUUCCUGUCCUGCUCUAACUGUCAGAGCCUAAUGGUGGCUUUUAAAGGUAUCUGGACAAAAAGCUUCUGGAGGGCUGUGUCAGGAGAAUACCUGGCCAGCAUCAUCUUUGUGCUUCUCAGUCUUGGCUCCACUAUCAACUGGGCUGGUGGGGAGGAAAAGCCCCCCCCGGCUGACUUGGUGCUCAUCUCCCUUUGCUUCGGCCUCAGCAUCGCCACCAUGGUUCAGUGUUUCGCCCACAUCAGCGGAGGCCACAUAAACCCAGCUGUCACUGCAGCAAUGGUUGUAACUAGAAAGCUGAGCCUGGCAAAAGGUAUGUUCUAUGUAGUGGCUCAGUGCCUGGGAUCCAUCACCGGAGCUGGGAUUCUCUACGCAGUCACACCUGCAGAUGUUCGAGGAUCUCUUGGUGUGACGAUGGUAAACUCCAACAUCUCAUUAGGACAUGCCCUUCUGGUGGAGCUUUUUAUCACAUUUGAACUUGUCUUCACUAUCUUCGCUUCGUGUGAUCCCAAACGCACAGACCUAAGUGGCUCUGCAAGCCUAGCAAUUGGCUUUGCAGUAGCUAUAGGACACCUAUUUGCAAUUCCUUACACCGGAGCCAGCAUGAACCCAGCUCGUUCCUUGGGGCCGGCAAUGGUCACACUUAACUUUGAGAACCACUGGGUAUACUGGCUGGGCCCCAUUCUGGGAGGAACCUUUGCUGCAGCUUUGUAUGAAUACCUUUACUGUCCUGACCCUGAGGUGAAGAAGAGGCUGAAGCAAGUCUUUAAGAAAGACUCGACAGGGAAGUACAAAGUGGUGGAAAGUGAUGAGACCGUCAUCAAGCCAGGCUCCAUUCAUAACAUCAAUCUAGCAGAGAAAGUGGAGAAGAUCGAUCCCUUCCAGGAGUCAUCGGGAGAAGUACUGUCCUCUGUAUGACUAUCACGUGCACUGGAAAUGGAGACCAAUUUGUAAAGAAGAAUGACAAUCAAACUUUGGGAUAUCCAUCUUGAUGAUGUCCCCCUGAAAAGCGGAAUAUAAUUUCUGCCAGAGACACAACAAGGCUGUAUUACUUCUACUGUCAUAAAGUUAAUGCAUUACAGCUAAAUCCUCAAAAUAUCUGCAACCGAUUCAAUACUCUUCCCCAGGAACCCUCUGAAUGAUUGUUUCUGCACACAAUACACCCUGCUAAAAUGAUAGCCAGUGCUGCAUUGUGGUAGGGAAAUAUGUGUGCGGGGGUCAGCAAAUUAAGAGGGGUCAUCUUGCUGCAUUGGAGGAGUUAGGAGGAAUAUGCACCCUUGUUAUUUUUGGAUUAGUGUCACAUUUGUUCUGCCUUCUGUAUGUGUAAUAAAAGACAGGAUUGUCCUUGUGAUCAUUAAGCACAUUACGGAUGCAAAGUAAGACAGCUCUGACAAGCUGCAAGAGCAGAGCUAUAUCACAGAUCUCCCCAUUUUCAGUGUAUUAAUCAGGGAAACAGCUUGUUAUGCUUUCUGCUACUGUGCUGUCUGUUACUGUAAAACUUUUUUUAAUUUUCUUUUUAAUGCAAUUUUUGAUGCUUUGUAGAUAAUAUCUAUUUUUUGUAGCACAUGUUAUUACAUGAAUGGGAUAGUACCUUCUUCUAGCCCCCCAUCCCACCCUAAAUAAAACAAAUGCCAUAGAGCAACUUCA